CGCCAUGUCCCGGCGCGGCCGGGCCGGCGGACCCAAGAGGAAAAGGAAUUGGGAUAUAGAAUGCCCAUCCUUUUUAGAAGAGAGGCCACAACAGUUGAGAAGAGCAAGUCUCCAGACAGUGGGCUUAUCCUGGCUCAAGUGUGGAGAAGGAUUUCAGGAUACUUCUGGGACUUUGUCAUCUGUAGCUGAAAAGGCAACUGUUACCAAAAGGAAACUUGAAUUAUCUCCAGCACCAAAGAAAGAAACUCUAUCAAAGAGUAGCAAUGAAAUUGCAAAUAUAACAUGGAGUUCCAGUGAAAGUGAGUCCUCAGAUGAAGACAAGGCAGUUUUUAAAUCACAGAGAGAUAAUGGACAUAGCUCUAAGAUACACAGGUUUUGUAGCAGGAACACUUUAUGUCCAGAAGAUGAAGUCACUGAAGAUGAAGUACAGUCUAUUGACUGGGAGGUUGACAGCAAUAGGAAAGAUGCUGAUGACUGCAAUGAAAGUGAAGAUGGUGAGGGUGCCAUGGCAAUCUCAGAUUGUGCUUCUUGUGCAAGUGGUCAUUCUUUGACAAGUGAGGAUGGCUUACCUGAGCUUUCUAAGUCCACUGCUACAGAAAUUGUAGAAUAUUCAUCAGACAGUGAUAAAGAUGAAGACUCGGAGAAUGUCCCGUUCAUUGAUUCAGAAUCACCUCACAAAUGCCAUGUGAAUUGUGACUUGGAUACAAGACAGGUUACUGACAAAAUUAUUUACUCAAGAGCAAAAUCAACUGAGUUAAUCUUGCAUGCAUCCCAUAAACAGACAGUCAAGUUUCCUAGGACACCAGAGAGUUUGGCAAAGAAGAAGAAGCUAUUAAGAGGCGGUCUCGCAGAAAGACUAAACAGUCUGCAAAAUCGAGAAAGGUCUGCUAUUUCUAUGUGGAGACAUCAAUGUGAUUCUUACCAAAAAACACUUUCAGGUAGAAAACACAGUGUAUUAACUGUGAAAAUCCUAGAGCUGCAUGAGGAAUGCACCAUGCAAGUGGCUAUGUGUGAACAGUUAUUGGGGCCUCCAGCCACCAGCCCAUCCCUAGGUGUGACUGUAAGGCCAGGUGUUGGCCUGAAGGUUCUCUUUAUGCGAGAGACUGCAGGUUACCUAAGGGUGCAACCCCAGGACAUCGUUCACAUCUUCCCUCCUUGGCAAAAACUUAUCAUCCCAAGUGGAAGUUGCCCUGUUAUUCUAAAUACUUACUUUUGUCAGAAAGUUGUUGCCAAAGAAACAGCUCAUGAAGUGUACUGUCGGGAUAUAUCACUUCCAAGAAGAAACAUUACUUUGGCUCAGACCUUUAGAAUUAAGGAUCUAACAGUUAAUUCACCUGAAAAUCAGAUUGUAUGUAGUGGCCUGCCCAGCAUGGGCACAGGCUGGACCCACAAGUAUGAAGAGGCAACACAAUACCCUGAAGUUGAUGCUCCUCUGAGGGAUUCUCUCCUGGACAUUGUAGAAAGCCAGAGAGCUGCCCCAUGGUCUGGAGUCGGAGUCCGGGUUGUAGUGCAAAGGGUUUACUCCCUUCUUGGAAAAGAUGGCACCAGGGCCCAGCAGGGACACAUCAUGGUGCACAAAAACGUACCUGAAACACGGCUCUGCCUUCUAGUGCAAGAUGUCUAUGGAAUGUUUGGUGAGGUGCAUUUGGAGGAAACCAUCUGGAAGGAUAGAGCAUUGGAAGGAAAAUCCUGCAGCAUAGCAGGAAUGAAAGUUCUACAGAAGGCGACCAGAGAAAGGGCACCAGGGCUCUUCAGUUUGAUUGACACCAUAUUACCCCCAGAGAGGCUUCUGAAAGUCUCCAGCCACAGCCAGUCCAGUGAAGAGGUAAAAAUGUAUCUGCCGCCUCCUAACUUCUGUUAUAGCUUCUUGGCUCAGGGACAAAUUGAUAUAAUUGAAGGAGAUCCCACUUCUAAGCUUUACCAGCCUCCAGUUGUCCAUUGCUUAAGAGAAAUUUUCCAGACUAAUGAACGUGGGUCCCGGUGCAGUUUCUAUGCCAGCGUGAUCUAUCAAAGACCACAGGUGAAGAAUCUGCUUGUUUUGGAACAAAAGGAGUUCUGGCUGCUGGUGACCGACAUCACCCUGCAGAUGAGGGACGAGAGCAACCCCCACCUUCCCAAAACCCUGCCUGUCCGUGUGACCCCCUCCUGUGUGCUAGGCCCAGAAGUUCUGGAAGCUCUUGUCAUGACUGCACCUCAUAGCAUCCUCUUUAGGGAUGCCCUCCAAGACCAAGCAGGUCACAUUAUUUGUGUUGAACGGACAGUCCUCCUGCCUAUCUUGCGUGCAUCCUCUGGUUUUGUCCCCUGUGAACUGACUGACCCAAUAAUGCUGGAUGAACUGGACUCCUUCACACCUGUCAACUCCAUUUGCAGCGUCCAAGGUGUUGUGGUUGAUGUGGAUGAGAGCACUGCUUUCUCGUGGCCUGUGUGUGAUCAGUGUGGUGACAGGAGGUUGGAACAGAGACCAGAAGACAGAGGUGCCUUUUUCUGUGGAUAUUGUUCCCGGCUGGUUACAACACCUGUUCAAAAGAGGCAUCUGCAGGUCUUUCUGGAGUGCCCCUCAAAACCCCAGAGCACCGUGAAGGUCAAGCUGUUGCAGAACAGUAUUUCUUCACUGCUGAGGUUUGCCACCUCUGAGGAUGGGAGUUAUGAAGUGAAGCGUGUCCUAGGGAAGGAGGUGGGGCCGCUGCCCUGCUUUGUCCAGUUCAUCUCCACCCACCCAGCCAGCUGUACUGGAUUGGAGGAAAUCGAGCUUCUGAGUGCUGGAAGAGCCUGCCUCGCCGGACAGCCUCCAAGAGACCCAUGAACUUUGCAGUGCAGCUGCUGGCGAAGCAGGAGUGGG
This is a messenger RNA of Jaculus jaculus (lesser Egyptian jerboa), 2839 nucleotides long. RefSeq names its product scaffold protein involved in DNA repair (gene Spidr). Lineage: Eukaryota; Metazoa; Chordata; Mammalia; Rodentia; Dipodidae. Gene Ontology annotation, biological process: regulation of establishment of protein localization to chromosome; double-strand break repair via homologous recombination. Gene Ontology annotation, cellular component: nuclear chromosome; nucleoplasm. The record is from RefSeq and is a predicted model, not a curated record. Bases 5 to 2803 code for a protein of 932 amino acids. The transcript is spliced from 20 exons.